This is a messenger RNA of Meriones unguiculatus (Mongolian gerbil), 1303 nucleotides long. RefSeq names its product E2F associated phosphoprotein (gene Eapp). Lineage: Eukaryota; Metazoa; Chordata; Mammalia; Rodentia; Muridae. Gene Ontology annotation, cellular component: nucleus. The transcript is spliced from 6 exons. The coding region runs from base 103 to 951 and encodes 282 amino acids. Gene Ontology annotation, biological process: positive regulation of cell population proliferation. The record is from RefSeq and is a predicted model, not a curated record.
AGGACUGAGGACCCGGGCGGAAGUGGAGUCCCGGGGACGCUUUAGGGAAGGUGCCUGCGGAGUACACGGACACUCGCGGCGGGUAGGCCUCUCGGGGCCGCCAUGAGCCGCCUCCGGGAUGACUACGACCCCUACGCGGUGGAGGAGUCGAGCGACGAGGAGCCGGCUCUGAGCAGUUCUGAUGAUGAAGUGGAUGUGCUUUUACAUGGAACUCCAGACCAAAAACGAAAACUCAUCCGGGAAUGUCUUACUGGAGAAAGUGAAUCAUCAAGUGAGGAUGAAUUUGAAAAAGAAAUGGAAGCUGAGUUAAACUCCACCAUGAAAACAAUGGAGGACAAGUUAUCCUCUCUGGGAACAGGGUCUUCCUCAGGAGUUGGCCAAGUGGGAGGAGUUACAGCAAAGUACUACGAUGAGGUAUAUUUCGAUUCUGAUUCUGAGGAUGAAGACAAAGCAGCACAAGUGACUAAGAAAAAGAAGAAACAACACAGGAUUCCAACAAACGAUGAGUUGCUCUAUGAUCCUGAGAAAGAUAACAGAGACCAGGCCUGGGUUGAUGCGCAGAGAAGGGGCUAUCAUGCUUUUGGAUUACAGAGAGCACGUCAGAAACAACAGCCCGUUCCGAACAGUGAUGCUGUUUUGAAUUGCCCUGCCUGUAUGACCACACUGUGCCUUGAUUGCCAAAGGCAUGAAUCCUACAAGACUCAGUACAGAGCAAUGUUUGUGAUGAAUUGUUCUGUCAACAGAGAGGAGGUUCUAAGAUACAAGAAUCCAGAAAACAGGAAGAAAAAGCGAGGCAUUAAGAAGAUGAGGUCUAACCCCGAAGAUCCCCCAGAAACAGAAGUGGAAGAAAUCUAUCACCCUGUCAUGUGCACAGAGUGUUCAACUGAAGUGGCAGUCUAUGACAAGGAUGAAGUCUUCCAUUUUUUCAAUGUUUUAGCAAGCCAUUCUUGAACAGUAUGACAAGUAACUGUUCAGCGCUGUGUAUAGGGCAAAUAUGCACUCUGCUUUCCUCUUUCUACUCGUAUCAUUCAGUGACGUUGCGCUAUUAAAACAGUAUUUCAUCUUUAGGAAAAGGAAUGGUUAUCAACCUCUAUCUCUUCUCCCUUUUUUCUUUUUAAUUUUCCCAUGAGUGAUGAUGGGACUGAUUAUCCAAUCCAUUUCUGAUGAUUAUUUGGAGACUUCUGGGUUUCUUAUUUAUUAAAUUAGCUUCCUAGAAUUAAACAGUUUUGCAAUAAGUUUUUGUUUCUUAAUGUUUGGUCCUUUUUUUAUUGUUAUAAAUAAAAUACUAGAGGUUGGGUAUCUA